GAUGAACUGACCUAUGAUGAUGUGCAUGUGAACUUCACUCAAGAAGAAUGGGCUUUGCUGAAUCCUUCACAGAAGAGCCUCUACAGAGAUGUGAUGUUGGAGACCUAUAGGAACCUCAAUGCUGUAGGCUACAAUUGGGAAGACCGUAAUAUUGAAGAUCAUUAUAAAAGUUCCAGGAGACACGGAAGUCUCCAAAUGCAUAAAAUAAUACAUACUGGAGAGAAACAAUACAAAUACAAUCAAUGUGAUAAAGCCUAUUCACAAAAAAGUAUUCUCCAAAUACAUAAAAGAACACAAACUGGAGAGAAACUCUAUGAAUGUAAUCACAGUGGUAAAGCCUUUCCACGACACAGUCAUCUCAAAAUGCAUUUAAUUCCAUAUACUGGAGAGAAAUCUUACAAAUGUAAUGAAUGUGGUAAAGCCUUUGCAUAUCAUAGUACUCUGCAAGUACAUAAAAAAACACAUACUGGAGAGAAACUCCAUGAAUGUAAGCAAUGUAGUAAAUCGUUUGCCUCUCAACUUCACCUUCAAAGCCAUCAAAGAAGUCAUACUGGAGAGACACCUUUGAAAUGUAAUCAAUGUGAUAAAGCCUUUGUUCGACAACGUUAUCUCAAAAGGCAUUUAAUAACACAUACUGGAGAGAAACCUUACAAAUGUGAUCAAUGUGGUAAAGCCUUUGCAUAUCAUACAAGCCUGCAAGUACAUAAAAUAACACAUACUGGAGAGAAACCUUACAAAUGUGAUCAAUGUGGUAAAGCCUUUACAUAUCAUACUAGUCUGCGAGUACAUAAAAUAACACAUACUGGAGAGAAACCUUACAAAUGUGAUCAAUGUGGUAAAGACUUUGGAGAACAGAGUCGUCUUAAAAUGCAUAAAAUAGUACAUACUGGAGAGAAACCUUACAAAUGUAAUCAAUGUGGUAAAGCCUUUGUAUAUNAUAGUACUCUCCAAGUACAUAAAAGAAUACAUACUGGAGAGAAACUCCAUGAAUGUAAGCAGUGUGGUAAAUCCUUUGCCUGUCAAGGUCACCUUCAAAGCCAUCAAAGAACUCAUACUGGAGAGAAACCUUUCAAAUGUAAUCAAUGUAAUAAAGCCUUUGCUCAAAAACGUGAUCUUAAAAGGCAUUUAAUAAUACAUACUGGAGAGAAACCUUACAAAUGUGAUCAAUGUGGUAAAGCCUUUGCAUAUCAAAAUUCUUUACAGGUACAUAAAAUAACACAUACUGGAGAGAAACCUUACAAAUGUGAUCAGUGUGGUAAAGACUUUGGAGAACACAGUCGUCUUAAAAUGCAUAAAAUAGUACAUACUGGAGAGAAACCUUACAAAUGUAAUCAAUGUGGUAAAGCCUUUACUCAACAACGUAAUCUCAAAAGUCAUUUCAUAACACAUACUGGAGAGAAACCUUACAAAUGUGAUCAAUGUGGUAAAGCCUUUGGACAUUUUCGUACUCUGCAAGUACAUAAAAGAGCACAUACUGGAGAGAAACUCUCUAAAUGUGAUCAAUGUGGCAAAGCUUUUGCAGAUCAAAGGUAUUUUAAAGUACAUAAAAGAAUUCAUACUGGAGAGAAGCCCUAUGUAUGUAAUCAAUGUGGUAAAGCCUUUGCAUAUCAAAAUUCUUUACAGGUACAUAGAAGAAUACAUACUGGAGAGAAACCUUACAAAUGUAAUCAAUGUGGUAAAGCCUUUGCAUGUCAAAAUUCUUUACAGGUACAUAAAAGAAUACAUACUGGAGAGAAACCUUACAAAUGUAAUCAAUGUGGUAAAGCCUUUGCUCAGAACUGUGACCUCUUAACACAUCAAAGAAUUCAUACUGGAGAGAAACCUUACAAAUGUAAUCAAUGUGGUAAAGCCUUUGUACGUCAUUAUGGUCUUCGAACACAUGAAAGAAUACAUACUAGAGUGAAACAUGAAUGUAAUCAAUGCAUACCCGCUUAA
Messenger RNA from Mus caroli (Ryukyu mouse), 1935 nucleotides. The record is from RefSeq and is a predicted model, not a curated record. NCBI's taxonomy places the organism in Eukaryota, Metazoa, Chordata, Mammalia, Rodentia, Muridae.